Molecule: messenger RNA, 7883 nt
Organism: Seriola aureovittata
Lineage: Eukaryota; Metazoa; Chordata; Actinopteri; Carangiformes; Carangidae
Gene: lcorl
Product: ligand dependent nuclear receptor corepressor-like
Exons: 8
Coding region: 47-6136 (2029 amino acids)
Biological process (GO): regulation of transcription by RNA polymerase II
Cellular component (GO): nucleus
Molecular function (GO): DNA binding
Source: RefSeq, a predicted model, not a curated record
UCCUGUCGUGUUCAGACAGAGGGAGAGAGAGGGGGAAGGACGGAGAAUGGCGACUGUGCAGUGCCCUAGGUGCAUGGUAGAAAGGAAAGGUUUUCGGCGGGAACUCGAUUCUUGGCGACACAAACUGAUACACUGCGUUGGGUUUGAAAGCAUCCUCGAGGGAAUCUAUGGCCCGAUGCUGAUGAGAGACCUCAAUGUAUUUGAUGACUGUGAACCCGAAGAGAUCGAUGACUGGUCUCCAGAAGCAAGCUGCUCGCAGUGUUCAUUCUGCAACCUUUCCCUCGACAAACUCAGUGAUCAAGUACCUGCAGCCACGUCGCCCCUCUCCUCCCCCUCUGAUUACUCUCCCUGUCAGGCUCCUAGCAUCUCUGAGAGCAGCCAAUCAGCUCACAGGUUUCUCCAAGCUGUUUUUCAUAAGAAAGAUGUGCCCCUGGACUGUGAUUCUAACAUCCCUCUGGUUGCCCAAGAGCUGAUGAAGAAAAUGAUACACCAGUUUGCCAUGGAUUAUGCGUCUAAGUGUCAACUCCACACCAGUACAAAUGGUGUUACAACAAGGACCUCAUCACCUUUGUCAGAAACAUCAGACAUACCUCUGGACCUCACAGUGAGCAGAACCCAGGAGGAGAAAGAGCACAAACCUGAACCAGAUGGUGUGCUCGACCUCUCCAACAGGAACUCUGCCUGCUCAGCAACUUCAUCAUCAUCAUCAUCAACUAAUCACAAAGCCUCCGGCUCCCUACUGCCACCAUUUACAGAAGAACUGGGAGACCAGGGACAGCGGGGAAAUAAGUGUCGUCAGAGCUCUGUGUUGGAUGCUAUUCUCAGCUCACUCUGCCCAGCACACCGUUCCUUACUCUACCAGAUCCUGAAGCUGGCACACCAAGAAAAAUUGCUGUGUUUGCUUAAUCACAAACCUGCAGGUCAAACUGAAUCUUACUGCUGUCCCUGUGGUGUAAACCCACAGGAUAAUGCUACCCCUCAUGCGGCCACACUUAGUGAAUGUAAAGCCCAUAACAGCAGCUCAUACUACCAUUUAAUGGAUUGUGAUCAUCAAGGUCAUGGCAGCAAAAUGUUCCAUCCAGGAGACUCCAAGUCGAACUGUAGCACCCAUCUCUGCCCUUUAAAAGACUGUAAAAGUGAAGAUUCUCGGGGUUCAAGCUACUGCUGUCUGCAGAGGUGCAGGAUGGAAACCUACACUGUUCUGUGCCCCAAGAGGCUGCACUGUACUUCCUGCCAAAGCCUGGCUUUAGGUCGUAUCAACAACAUGGUGUGUUCAUUUGCAUCCUCUCCUUCAUUAUCCAAAUCCCCAUCACUGUGCACUCCCCCCUCUAGUUUAUGCCCGUCGUCAUCGAUCUGCUGUAACCAACAUACCCCCCACCCUUGUCCCUGUUACUCAAACCAUACCUGUCUGAUUCAGGUCAGGAACAAAAUAAAAAGAGGGGUUGAAGAAGGAGAUCCUCCUUGUCCUGUCCUGAAGAGAGAGCAGAGCCCCUCUCCUCCCCCUCUUUCCCCUAUCCCCUCAGACAUUAGUAAGAAAACAGAUGAAAAGCCACCCUCUCUCCUUCACCAUAGACAAGAGGAGGAAACUGACCUAAUUGUAAAAAAUGGUCUUUUGGAUGCAAGCCACUAUGACACAGACAUGGAAACAGCAACAGAAGAUGAGCUACAGUGUAGGAACCCAAGAAGUAGUCAGGCUGAGCAACACCCAAGUGGGACUUUGCUGCAGGACGUUGUGAAUCGCUUCAGUGAGAAACUGGAGACAAUCAAACCUCUAGAGAAGGAUCCACCUCUGGUUUCCAUGGCCAUGAAUGUUUCUGAAAAGGAGCAGCUGCAGUCUCCCUCAACCAGUCAGAACCCGCAGUUUCAUGCUGAUGCCCAUCUGACUGAAAUCAUCACCAAAGUGCUUCACAAAGGCAAUGGUAGUGACUACAAUCUGAGUGAGCUGUUCAAUCGCCAUGAUAGCAAAGAGCCCAAGUCACCUAAUACCCGUGCCCGACGGCGGCAGGAAGUCCUUGCUGCUAUAGCAACACCUGCUGAUGACUCCUCAACCAGAAGGCAUACGUUACAAAUCAAACGGGAGUUCGCCAUGCUUGACCAGUCCUGCAGUAGGAGAAAGGUGUCACCAGCAAAAAGGGCAAGAUUGAUAGAUGGAAAUGUUACUGUAACUACAUCAUGUACUUCAUCAGAUUCAAUCCUUGUUAAAGGGGAGUCUAAAAGAGAUAUGGAAGAAGGUAUAAAACCUGUAGAGAAUCAUAGAGUUGGGCAGGGACCCCUGAACAUGCUCUCUGCAGAAAGGGACAGAGAUGAAGUAAAAGAUGAGAUACAAACAGUUAUAGUAACAGAAGAUGUUCAGAUCCUUAAAACAGAGGAGAAAGAGAGGGAAAUAUCCCAUGAAGAAAAAGAUCUUUCUCUCUCAAGCACUGAAAUACCCACCCCUGAGCUGCAGAGCAGGUAUGGCAAACACAGCUCAAAAGGUCACAGUUCACAAACGCAGGUGAUGACUGCAACCUCUGCAAAAAAGCGUGGCAGGCCCUGUAAAGAAGAUAAUGUAAGCAGUGGAAGUCAUAAGAACUAUGAAGAAGCCCAAUCUGGUCAUAGCUCUGACAGUGACAAUAGACCAGGUAAAGGGAAAGGUUGUCAUAGACCUAAUAGAGAGAAGCAGAAAUAUCUAUUAAACCACUCCAAGGACGCAAGGAGAUCCAGGAGAAGCAUAGUCCCUCCACAGCGGUUCUCCUCCUAUGUCACAGAGCCCAGGAAGAUGUUCUUUGUUGCAUGUUUCUCUGAUAGCAUCUUUAAUCAGAGAGCACAAAAGGACAAGGAUUUGACAUCUAGCACCUUGGAUGCCUUAUCCAAAGAUCCAGAUGCUAAGGACAUCCAGCUUGAAUCAAGAAAUGAAUCCCCUCUGUUCUCACCUGAGUUCACAGGGAAGCUUGCCUUUGAACAUUCACAGAGAGAACAAUGUGGACCAUCUUACACAGAGUCAAAAACUGUGGCUGCCAAAGAGAAGAUUCCUGCAAAACACAGCUCUGACAUUAGGACAGAUGACAGUGACUCUGUGGCCAAGUUUUUUGGAAGGCUACGACCAUCUCCAAAAAGACUUCAGGUCUCAAACGCAGUUUCAAGAAUGCUCAAAAACUCAUCGAAUAGGAAUGUCACCAAUAAGUCUGCUCUCCAUGUUGAGAAACCUCCCAAUUCAGAAGUCCAGUACACUAGUCCAAUUAAGCUAAUGUUUGUAUCACCAGUAAUGGAUAAGGAAGGAGUUAGAUACAGCCUCAAAUCAGCAGGCUCUGGUUCUAGCACACAGGCAGAAGAACCCUUUGACCCAUGUGAAGUGUCUUCAUGGUCAGGGACACCUGAGAAACAUAAAAGCCAGAGCAUUCAGUCUCCUACUUCAAAAGUAAAGUCUAUUUCUUCACUGAAGUCUGCUACCUCACCUGCAAGAUCUGCUUGUUCACCAACAAAGUCAGCUUCUUCACCAGCCAAGUCUGCAUCCUCAACACCCAAGUCAGCUUCUUCACCAGGCAAGUCAGCUUCUUCACCAGGCAAGUCAGCUUCUUCACCAGGCAAGUCAGCUUCUACACCAGGCAAGUCAGCUUCUUCACCAGUCAAGUCAGCUUCUUUGCCAGGCAAGUCCGCCUCCUCCACACCCAGGUCAGCUUCUUCGCCAGGCAAGUCUGCAUCUCCAUUAUCCAAGUGUGCCUCUUCACCCAAGUCAGCUUCGUCAUCACCUAAAAUAGGUUCCAGAAGAUCAGGCGAAGGUACUCCAACUAAGCGUGGCACUGGAACUGAGAGCCAGAGGUCACCAUGUGACUUAUCUUUUCAUGAAUCCACUCCUCCAAAAAGGCGUCCAGGCCGCCCAAAGAAGAUGGGACCACAGCAGGAGCAAAAAGUUAAGAGGCCAAUUGGCCGACCACGCAAGCAGAAGGUUGUGGAUUCAGAAGUUGGGGUAAAAACGGUAAGUGGAAAACCUGUUUUACCAUCUGACACUGAGAAGAAUGUAAACAAGAACCUCAAAAUAACAGUCAUGUAUGGCCGUUCGAGGAGAAACAAACGAAUGGUGUCUGAGGGCUUUGACCAGCUACAAACAGAAUUACAGGAUGCUUGGCAAGCAGUGGGCCUUAAAAGCGACUUGGGCAUUUUAAUGCACAACUCUAAGACCAGCUCAGGUAGUAUCGAAACUACCUCAACAGAAUUGUCAGAGGAGUUCAGUUUUGUCAGCCCUGUGAAAGAGUCUGCCCCUCAAUCUAGCAGUAACAUCAAAUGUCAAAAGCGGGAUGAUUCUACACCAUCAAGGAAACCAGGUAGACCUGCAAAAGUUAAAAUCUCUGGAAUCUCAGUCACAGUAACCACAGUGUCUCCUCGUCAACGCAAAAUUCAGAUUAACAAGGAUACUCUGCAGUCACCAGAAACACUAAUUCAUAAGCAAGUACGUCUGCCAGAAUUCAAAUCUGCCAAAGAACCCUGGACAAUCAGUCAUCAGUCAACAAAGAAAAGCAGUCAAACUGAGAAAGGAAUAGAAACCAAGAAUGAAGUUAAAGACAAACUCACAAGUCAGGCUGUAGCAGUGCGUCACUCAAUGAGAGUGAGAAAGCCCUCAAUCCACUUUCUGCACGCUGUUGCCACCUCCAGCUCUAGGUCAUACAGCCACAGUAACGCUCUGCUACGGCGCUCUAAGCAACUUCUGCUGAACAAGGCCAACAAUGAAAGGAGAAAGGAGGAGCAACAGAGUAGUGUAGAAACGUCUGGGGAAAAAAGACAGGUCUUUGGACAAGACAAGAGAAAGAACAUCUCUCAUGACCUGAACAAAGUGGCAGGAGUAUCUGUAGACUCCAUAUUUACCCAAAAAGAGACACUAAGAUGGUGGGCAGCAUCUGCUGAGGAAAAGACAAUGAACCAGGAGCUUGCCAGGCGAAUUCGACUCAUCUCCGACACCUGGGUCUCUGACACUGUGGAGAACCAAGAAAAAGAAAUUGCCUUUAAUUCUAGAUUAAGCACUAAAGGAAACUAUUCAUUUACCAGGAAGUCAAAACAUUCCUCAGUGGUUCGAACACUGUUUGAUUGUCCCCCUAACAAACCAAGGUCUUGUAGCAUGCAGCAGCUCUGCUCCUGGUUUAUGCAGACCACAGAGACACAGUCUCUGGCUAUUGUCAAGAAGGCAAGUUCCCGUAAUCCUUACGAACUUAGGCACUUCCCUCGUUCCGCCAAUAAAAAAAGUGUUUGCCACAGUCCUCAGGCAGAGCGACUCCGCAAACAUAUCAAGAAGUUUGCCAAAACUGUGCCAAAAAGUCCUUUGCAACAUCAACAGGCUCAAAGAAGAUUGAAGAGGAAGAAUAAGGCACCUCUACCAACACAUAAUAUUAGGCGACAACUUUUCACCCCCAGGUUUGCAACAGGCCAGCUGAAUCAAGGAGUCCAAUGGCGGCGAAGCAGAGCAUUUAGAAAAUACCAGGCCGCUCUAUUUAGAGCAAGGACAAGGUUCUUAACCCGGAAAGAAAGGGAGAGGUGGCAACAGAGACAGAGGAAUAAGAAAAACAUAAAAGUAACUACAAGUUCUUCAAAUGGACAUGCAACUGGACUACAACCAAAACGAAAAGCAUUACUUAGAUCAGCAAAAGAUCAGUUAUCUGACUGUUUGGAGAACAGUUCUGCCACCAGUUCUGUUGACCAAACUCAGGAGCCUUUGGAUGUACCCAAAGAGCAGAAUCUCUGCUCGAAAGCCUGGAGUCCUGAGACACUGAAGGAAUGCCGGGUGUUUCUGAGGAAGAUCAACUCUCCAGACAAUGAAUCGACUGAGGAAGAGUGGGACUCCUGCACUGUGACACUGGAUGAUGGGUCACCCUCUGCAUACCUAUAUGCAGGAAGGGAGAGAGAACUGGUAGGAGUUGUUAAAGCUGUGAAAACUGAAAGAAAAAGGAGCAUGAAUAGGAGGUCUACCUCCAGAGAGCUGGCAGGUUCUGCACCUAAAUCAGUCCAGGAGCAGGAUGAGAUGCCAGUGGGGAGGCAGAAAGGCAGAUACAAAAGUCCUGGGGUUGUGUCUACUGAACCACCACAACCACCACCAGCGAAAAUGUUGAGACAAUCGCGAAUGAGGGGCCUGACCGGGCCGAGAUGGUGUGACUUUGUGUUUGAGAACUAAAUGAAGCAUGAAGCCUCCUCCUUCCUGGGAAAGGGACUGUGGUUUAACGUGGUGCCUUUGGACAUUGAGCUGACCACGUGGACUGACCAUCCCACUAUGGUUCAGUCUUACACUCAGCAAUUAUGUAGCAGUCUAACUUAACAAAAGCUUGAUGUUGCACUAUUUUUAUCCAUGGAUAUGUAUGUACAGAAUGUUUGAUUUUUUUUUUUUUUUUUUUUUUUUUGUCAACUUGCCUUUGUCUUUCUGAACAUGUUUAGUACAUCAAUCAUUACAGAGUUUUUAUGGGAUAAGUGCUUAUACAGUGAGCCCUGUCAGAGUGGCUGUAUUGGAAGGAAAGACUUGACUGCAUAAAGACAGUGCUGCCACCCCCCUAAUUUAAUGAUUUGUUUUGUAUUCAAGGUUUUAAAAAAACUUGUAUUGAAAUUUAAUGACAUUCACUAGAGCUGAGCCUUGUUUGCUACAGUCACUGUUGUUGUAUUACAAGCCAGUAGCCAAAAAACAUGCUUUGAAUGAAGGAAUCUUUUUUUUUUUUUUUUUUACCCUUUCCAAAAUAUGUGUAAGGGUCCUCUAAAAUUCCAUACUUAACUAAUUGGCCAUCAACCUGUACUAAAACCAAAUAUUUUAUGCAUUAUUUCUUUUAAAAUGUUUGCAAUUCUCAGCACCAAACCACAAUUACCACAAUCGUAAGUGUUCUAAAUGACUACAUAUCCAGCCCCAACAAGCCACGAAACCCAGUGGUAUAUGUGAAGUGAUGAAGAAAGUGGCAUUAUGCAGUUGUAGAAAGUAUAUUCUGAUUCAUUUUUUGGUUUGUGGGAUCUGACUUGUUUUAAUUCAUCUAUCGUUAUGUUAUUGUCUUGUUUUCACCCAAAGCAUAUACUGUAUGUCGUCAGUGUCAGAUCUACUUCUUGCACUAUUCCAUCUGAGAUUAUUAAUCCCACUACAGAUUCCUCCCCCAUAUUUUUGCACAUCCCAUGUCCCACUACCAUCCCCUACUGUAAAACUAGAGAAUCUAUUUGGUGCAAUACAAACCCAGAUGAUUUAUCAGUAUGUAGUAAUUAUUUUAUUGCUGACAGACGAAUGGAUGUACACAAGUACCAAUGGCCUGGGAUGUUACUUCAGUUGUUUCCAUAGCCAUGUAAUGUGAGCUUAAAGGAUAUUGCUAUACAAACUUUUUUUUCCCCCACCUGCUUUGUGCUCAAUUAAGCAGAAAAAUAACAGAUUUUUACAUGUUAUAAUAGCAUUAAAUUGUUUUUAUCAUAAACAUACUAGCAUUAUUUACUGUUUAAAUGCAGGUGGGAGAUGUGUUGCUGUUAAGGUUUCCCUAGAGUUCCUGUUGUGUUUCUCAAGUUGCAGCAAGAAGACGCCUACCUCCACUGGGGCUCAGCUAGGCCUACUGCUCUUUUGCUUAUCAACCGUGUGAUAAACAAGGCCAGAGUUGAUUGGUAAACACUAAUCUUGGAUCAGUAUCAUGUUAGAUCCAAGAUGUCUGGCUGUAGGUCAAAACUUAAACCUGUAGUGUGUAUUGUGUGCCUGACUACCCUUGUAUGUAUGUCACUAUGGUUGCCAUUUCAACAGGCGGGAAAUGGAGUGGCCCAGUAUUGUGAUAAAUAACUCUCAGCCCUCUGUUGAAGAACCUGGUGCUAAACAUCUGUUGUAUAUUUUCUUUAUUAUGUGUUUUUAUACUGUCUAUUACAGAUGCAACCAACAGGUUUCUGUAAUUGGAACAAUAAAGAGUCUUUUGAAAUAA